AUGGAUCUCUCCCACCGGAUCACCCUUGACCGUGUCUGUGUCCGGCAGGCUAUUGGAGCGACCGUAUUGAUCAGUGCCGCCCCUUUCCUCAUCCUGUUCUUCAUCCCCGUCGAGUCGAACACCUCCAAGCACAAGAGCCUCCUCAAGGUGCUGCUGAGCUUCGCAUCAGGCGGACUCCUCGGAGAUGCCUUCCUCCAUCUCAUCCCCCAUGCGCUCGAUCCACAUUCUCACAAUGAGGCUUCUGAUCCAUCUCACAGACCCUUAGAGAAUCUGAAUCUCGACCAUGGGCACUCACAUCGAGGUGACGCCCACGGCCACGAUCACUCCCACGUGAUGUCUGUCGGCCUCUGGGUCCUCUGUGGAAUCAUCGCCUUCCUCGUGGUGGAGAAGUUUGUGCGACACGUGAAAGGGGGUCACGGUCACAGUCAUUCUCACGCUGCUGCUCCGAAGGUAAAGGAGAGCUCCGAGGAGGAGGAGAAGGACAACAACAAACAUGGUGAACCGAGGCCGGGCAGCAGGCGCCGGAAACCUGAAAACCCCCGCACCAAGAGUGAAGCUGCCAAGGCACCGGGACAGGUCUCGGACAUCAAAGUGUCGGGAUACCUGAACCUGGCGGCUGACUUCACCCACAACUUCACCGACGGCCUGGCGAUUGGCGCCUCAUUCCUGGUCAGCACCAACGUGGGCAUCAUCACUACCAUCACCAUCCUGCUCCACGAAAUACCGCACGAGAUUGGAGACUUUGCCAUCCUGGUGCAGUCCGGCUGCAGCAAGCACAAAGCCAUGAUGCUGCAGCUGAUCACCGCUGUGGGUGCCCUGGCCGGCACUGCCUGCUCACUGAUGGCGGAGGGGAUCGGCGAGGCUGCCACCGCCUGGAUCCUGCCGUUCACCGCUGGGGGCUUCGUCUACAUCGCCACUGUCUCGGUGAUUCCGGAGCUGCUGGACGACUCGAAACCGCUGCAGUCGCUGCUGGAGAUCGUCGCUCUGCUGGUCGGGGUCCUCAUGAUGGUCCUGAUCGCCGAGUACGAGUAGGAUGGUGGGGGGGAGUGGAGGCGCUGGGCCAGGGGCAUUGGGUUGUGCGGGGUAUACGCACACCCACAGACAGAGGGAGAGAGAAAGGGAAUCUGCGAGGGCCACUGGGCAGAAGGUGAAACAUAAAUAAUAGGAACCACUAGGAUGGAGGGCUGCAGCAAGUCACGCAGCCCCCUUCCCCCCCACAAACUCCUGCAAACCGGGACUCCUCCUGGUGGAGUUCACGCUCAGGAGUGGCAAUGUUUCUCAGCUGAUAAUCAGUUUUAUAUAUAAAUAUUAUUUUUUUUUAAAAAGAAAUUGUCAUUGUACCGGUCUGGGUGAGAGUCCAGAUCCUUCCAACCAGACGUUGCUGUUUCACUGAAUGCAUUCGCUGGGACAAGAACAGGGAAGGGGGGAGGUCUCGCUGGUGUUAACUGACCCUGUCCAGCCUCCCUUGUUUCUCUCUUUUUUUUCCCUUCUUGCACACGUUGCCUGGAAAAUCCGUCGUAGGGUCCAAAGCGCUACGUGGCUUGGGCCCCCCCAGCUCACUUCCUAUCGUAUCAGGAAUCCAAAAAACACACUCGUAGCGAACUCUCGAGUAUUGGAAGUGGACUCCAUGUACGGGGAGUGUUGGGCUGGGGAAGGCGGGGGUGCGGGAGAGGUCGCUGUAAAGACUCUGGCUGCAUUCACGUCCCCCUCCCCAAGGAUGGCUCCAGCAAAGGGAAACUCUGAUGUGUAUCUCCCACCCCCUCCCCCUUCCAAUUCUUACUGGUAAUUGUGCAUUCCACACCAAAGUCGUCUCGUUUCUAGUGAAUGGGAGGUGGAGGAGAAAACUGACAAACAUGUGGAAAUUUAACCCAGCGCCCCACAGCCAGGUGAGCGGAGAGUUGGGUUCAAAUUGCUCCGUGUAUAUACAUACCGUAACUUUUUUUUUGUGAAAGUGUAGUUUUUCAUUUUUGUUUUUAAUUGCUGUAAUCUGACUCCGUGUAGGAGCUGCAUUGGAAGAGAAUCAUGGCUACAAUUAUUUGGGUUUACCUGUCAUCAUAUCCUUUUGCCGCACAAGUCCUGUAUCAACGGCUCGAAAAUGAUUAAUAAAAAAAUAAAACUCGA
Messenger RNA from Hemiscyllium ocellatum (epaulette shark), 2121 nucleotides. RefSeq names its product solute carrier family 39 member 7 (gene slc39a7). Gene Ontology annotation, biological process: intracellular zinc ion homeostasis; zinc ion transmembrane transport. Gene Ontology annotation, molecular function: zinc ion transmembrane transporter activity. Lineage: Eukaryota; Metazoa; Chordata; Chondrichthyes; Orectolobiformes; Hemiscylliidae. Gene Ontology annotation, cellular component: membrane. The record is from RefSeq and is a predicted model, not a curated record. Bases 1 to 1032 code for a protein of 343 amino acids. The transcript has 7 exons.